Messenger RNA from Lycium ferocissimum, 639 nucleotides. RefSeq names its product putative serine carboxypeptidase-like 52. Gene Ontology annotation, molecular function: acyltransferase activity, transferring groups other than amino-acyl groups; serine-type carboxypeptidase activity. Bases 1 to 594 code for a protein of 197 amino acids. Gene Ontology annotation, biological process: proteolysis; secondary metabolic process. The transcript has 6 exons. NCBI's taxonomy places the organism in Eukaryota, Viridiplantae, Streptophyta, Magnoliopsida, Solanales, Solanaceae. The record is from RefSeq and is a predicted model, not a curated record.
AUGCAGCUUCUAAAAAGAAUUAAUAAGCCCCAUAUUUUGGAACCCAAAUGUAAGCGUUUCUCACCAAGGCCACACCAAUUGUUUGGCCAAAGAAGAUCUCUUGAUGAGAAGUUCCAUGAACUUAACAAUCCUCAACAACUUUCUGCACUAAAAUGUCGUACUGAUUGGUACGUACACUCUUAUCAUUGGGCUGAUGAUUGUCAAGUUCGAGAGGCCCUCAAUAUUCGAAAGGGGACUAUUGGGAAAUGGGAGCGAUGUGCAAGUAAUUUGCAAUACCAAAAGACGGUCAUGAGUAGCAUACCAUAUCAUGCAAGUCUCAGUAGCAAAGGCUAUAGAUCUCUUUUAUACAGUGGAGAUCAUGACAAGGGUGUUCCCUUCCAAUCAACUCAAGCAUGGAUAAAAUCUCUUAACUACUCCAUUGUUGAUGAUUGGCGACCAUGGGUCGUUCACAAUCAAGUUGCCGGUUACACGAGAAGUUACUCAAAUUGGAUGACAUUUACCACAGUGAAGGGAGCAGGCCACACUGCACCGGAGUAUAAGCCUCGUGAAUGUCUGGCGAUGCUCAGAAGGUGGAUGUCUUACCAGCCCUUAUAAUCAACAAAUAUAUCGUAAUUUGUAAUCACUGUCAAGAUUCCAUUA